AUGGAAUCUACCAGGCGACGCCGCGAUGGGGCCGAUUUGCUGGCACUCUUCCUUGCCUGCCUGAUGCCCCUCUGCUUCGCGGCCCCGGAGAUGCCCUUCGAGCGCGUCCCGGCCAUGGGGGAUCCCGACGCCUUGAUAGGAGUGCCUUCUCCUCCCGAGUUGCCUUGCGCGUAUGAGGCUGAGUACACGUUUACGCUGCCAUACACUGCAAGCCUCCAAUCCACCCCCGUCUCAUACCCAGUGCACAUGUGGUAUGAGUGCACAACGGGUUCUCUGAGGAUGGACACCUACAAUGGCACUGACAAGAGCAUCUCAGUGAAGGGUGUGGUGCAGUAUGAGGUGGUGCCAAGAAUAGACGAGCUUGUUUGCCUGGAAUGGGAUGCAGACAGCGGAGAGGGAGACGAUCUGCUUGGAAACAAUGCCCUCCCUGACCCAUCAAACUGGUCGUAUGCCGGCGAUGCUUUCGUCGAUGGCAAGACUGCCACACAGUGGGUGUAUCGGGAAAGUCUCAUGGAAAAGGAUGAGACCUACAGGUUCUACUUCGAUGUUGCUACGGGAGAGCCCAUUCGGCUGGCAAUGAUGGGCACUGACUACUUUAGUGGGGCUCACUACGAUGAGUACAUCGUGAAAUUCAUGUCAUUCAAGACAGGCAUCUCGGAUCCUUCUGUAUUUGCAGUUCCAGAGUUGUGCGAUUAUGGCAAGGCUGUGCAUGUUGAAGGCGAAACUGCUGUGUACAUGAACAUGCGUGCAUUGAUUCCAAGGGUACAUGCAGGGGACGCUGAGUAUGACAGUUUUUCUGGCAAGUACGGCCGCUUCCACUCCAGCCCCUCAGAAUAUCGCAUGCGACUCGACCAUUAUAGGAGCAAUAAGCAAUUCAUUGAUGAAUGGAACAACCGGACGGAUGUGUCUCACAAGGUGGAAGUCAAUCGGUUUGCUGAUUGGACUGAUGCUGAGUUUCGGGCGACCAAAAUGGGUCUCCUGACUGCUGGUAAAGGUGCCUAUGGGGAUUUGUCUCCUUUGAAGGAAUCGAGGAUGUUGGCACCGGUGUACGAGAUGGGAGGCGCCAUUAGCGAUCUCCCUGAGGAGGUUGACUGGCAGCACACAGGUGCCGACACAGCUGUGAAGGACCAAGCAACAUGUGGCAGCUGUUGGGCGUUUGCAGCCUCCAGCGCUAUGUCAGCGGCCUACUACUUGAAGACCGGCACCCAAUACAGUUUCUCGGAACAGCAGCUUGUGGAUUGCGCGUGGGAUGAAGGCAACUAUGCGUGCGAUGGUGGCUGGGCUGAGACUGCCAUCGACUAUGUGGCGAAUGCUGGCGGCAUCUUACUGGAGGAUGAGUACCAAUACAAGGGCCAGGACGGCUUCUGCAAUGCUGACAAGUCAGAGGUGGCAGCACGCUUCAGCGGCUAUACUGCAGUUCCCUAUCGCAACAUAUCAGCCACGAAGGACGCCUUGUACAGGAAGGGGCCCAUGGCAGUGGCCAUCGAUGCCAACCACCCAGGUUUCCGGUUCUACAGCUCUGGCAUCUUCACGAACCCUGAGUGCAUGUUCGAGGAAGAAGAUCUGGACCAUGCUGUGACGCUGGUGGGCUAUGGCAAGGAUCCCGAGGGCAAGGAGUACUGGAAAAUACGCAACUCGUGGUCCAGGUACUGGGGCGAUGAUGGCUAUGUGAAGAUCUCCAUGGAGUACGACUGCGGUGUGACGACACGCCCCGUCUCAGCCGUGGUAGAGGAUUACGAGCCUGGCAGUCAAGCUACGGUCUGA
Molecule: messenger RNA, 1764 nt
Organism: Ostreobium quekettii
Lineage: Eukaryota; Viridiplantae; Chlorophyta; Ulvophyceae; Bryopsidales; Ostreobiaceae
Source: the annotation of a GenBank genome assembly